This is a messenger RNA of Lathyrus oleraceus (garden pea), 906 nucleotides long. RefSeq lists its product as uncharacterized. Lineage: Eukaryota; Viridiplantae; Streptophyta; Magnoliopsida; Fabales; Fabaceae. The transcript has 3 exons. Bases 1 to 906 code for a protein of 301 amino acids. The record is from RefSeq and is a predicted model, not a curated record.
AUGGAUGAGACGAAGGAUCAGUUUCUUGAGCUGUGCAAGGAAUUGAAGACCUUGAGAGGGAAGGAUUUAUUAAGUAAGAGUGCUGCCAAGCUGUGCUUAGUUCCCAAUGUCAAGAUUCUGAUGAAGUUCAGGAUCCUAGACAUUGAAAAAUAUAAAGGGAAUACAUGUUUGUUGAAACAUCUUGUCAUGUAUGCUAGAAAGAUGUCCACUCAAACCGACAACGACCAACUGCUUAUUCAAUACUUCCAAGAUAGUCUUACAGGAGCUGCCCUCAGAUGGUAUAUAUGCUUGGACAGUGCUAGUGUCCCUACUUUUAACGACAUGGGUGAGGCCUUUGUCAAAAAAUAUAAGUACAAUGUUGAUAUGGCGCUAGAUCGUGACCAACUUCGAUCAAUGUCUCAGAAGGACAAAGAGACAUUCAAAGAAUAUGCUCAAAGAUUGAGGGAGUUAGCUUCUCAAAUUACUCCACCUCUGGAAGAAAAGGAAAUAACUAAGAUGUUAUUGAAGACGCUGAGUUCAUUUUACUAUGAAGGUAUGAUCGCAAGUUCCCCUAAUGAUUUCACCGAGAUGGGAGUUCCUGGUCAUGAUAUUGAAACCCGUUAUCCCCUGAAGUACGAGGUUCAAAAGCUAGUAAAAAGUGGUCUGGUAUCCUUUGAGGACAGAAUGCCGAAUGUUAAAGCCAACAUGCUGCCUGCUCAUGGCAAUGCUUCUGUGAACAUGGUGGACAACUGUCCUGGGAAUUUCAGGGUUUUUGACGUAAACCAUGCUGAAGAGGAAGUUGGAACACCGUUCCAAGCUUUGCCUAUUACUGAUGAAUUGAAGAAGGCUAGGGCACCCAUGUCUUCUCUGAAGGAUGCCAAAGAGGUUGUUCAGGCUGGUAGCCCGACAUAUGGUGUCACGUUGUAG